AUGACAUGCGCCCGCCCCCGUUCGUAUAUUUCUGCAUUUUAUAGCCGCUUUCGCCUGCUGCUGGCCCGUCCGACUCCCUCUAUUAUUCGUCGCGGGGCUUCUGUCGCAACCAUGGCCACCGAUGCCACCCCGCGCAAGUCGAUGCCGUCUGCGCUGACGUUUGAUCUUCACGCGAAAUGCUCUACUACCAAAGCACGCGCCAGCACCCUCCGUCUUCCCCAUGGCGAGGUCCCUCUACCGAUAUUCAUGCCCGUGGCCACGCAGGCUUCCCUGAAGGGACUUACGUACGACCAGCUCCGACAAACGGGUUGCAUGCUAUGUCUGAACAACACAUAUCACCUGGGGCUGAAGCCUGGUCAGGCGGUGCUGGACAAGGUCGGGGGCGCGCACAAGUUGCAGGGCUGGGAUCGAAAUAUUUUGACCGAUAGUGGGGGGUUCCAAAUGGUCUCUUUGCUUAAAUUGGCCAACGUCACGGAGGAGGGCGUGCGGUUCCUUAGUCCACAUGACGGUUCUCCCAUGUUGCUGACGCCGGAACACUCAAUCUCGUUACAAAAUUCCAUUGGCUCCGAUAUCAUCAUGCAGCUCGACGACGUGAUCGCGACCACCUCGCCCGAUCAUGCUAGGAUACACGAGGCUAUGGAACGGUCAGUCCGCUGGUUGGACCGCUGCAUCGAUGCGCACAAACAUCCCGAGACGCAGAACCUGUUUUGUAUCAUCCAGGGAGGUCUGGAUCUCGAGCUGCGCAAGAUCUGUUGCAAGGAGAUGGUGGCGCGAGAUACUCCUGGGAUUGCUAUUGGCGGUUUGUCUGGAGGAGAGGCCAAGGAGGAGUUCUGCAAGGUAGUCGACACAUGCACGGACCUCCUGCCGGAGAAGAAGCCGAGAUAUGUCAUGGGCGUGGGGUACCCUGAGGAUCUGGUCGUUGCGGUGGCUCUAGGAGCCGAUAUGUUUGACUGUGUGUGGCCGACACGUACAGCACGAUUCGGAAACGCCGUCGUCUCCUCCGGAAAUCUCAACCUCCGCAACCAAGCCUUUGCAGAAGACUUUGGGCCUGUGGAAGAAGGGUGCACAUGCGCCACCUGCCGGCCCAAGUCAGAAGGCGGCCUGGGGAUUAGCAGAGCUUACCUCCAUCACCUGGCUGCCAAGGAGACUGUUGGGGCUCACCUAGAAGAAAAGAAAAUGUCCCCCUCCGCCACCAACCCCUCCAACCCUCCCCAUGACCCCUCCCACGAAGAACACCAAUACCUGAACCUCAUCCGCGACAUCCUCUCGCAAGGCGAACACCGCGCCGACCGCACCGGCACAGGCACACAGUCGAUCUUCGCCCCGCCCCAACUCCGCUUCUCCCUCUCCAAGCCCAACCCCGCCGACCCCGCGUCCCCAAUCCCGGUCCUUCCCCUCCUCACCACCAAGCGCGUCUUCCUGCGCGCCGUGCUCUCCGAACUCCUCUGGUUCAUCUCCGGCAACACCUCCUCGCAGCCGCUCUCCGAAAAGGGUAUCAAGAUCUGGGACGGCAACGGCAGCCGCGAGUACCUCGAUAGCGUGGGGCUGUCGCACCGCGAGCCGGGCGAUCUCGGCCCCGUCUACGGGUUCCAGUGGCGGCAUUUUGGGGCCGAGUAUGUUGAUGCCCGCGCGGAUUAUACCGGCCAGGGCGUCGAUCAGCUGGCGGAGGUGGUGCGCAAGCUGAAGCAGAAUCCGUUUGACCGCCGCAUUAUCCUGUCGGCGUGGAACCCCGCCGAUAUGAAGAAGAUGGCGCUCCCGCCUUGCCACAUGUUUGCGCAGUUCUACGUCUCGUUUAAGCGCGGUGGCGAUAAGGGCGAGUUGUCGUGUUUGCUGUACCAGCGGAGUGCGGAUAUGGGUCUUGGUGUGCCGUUUAAUAUUGCGAGUUAUGCGCUACUGACGCAUAUGCUGGCCCACGCGGCGGAUUUGUUGCCUGGUACGUUGGUGCAUACCAUUGGCGAUGCCCAUGUCUAUGUGGAUCAUAUUGAGGCUGUGCGGGAGCAGCUUGAGAGGGAGCCGACUGCUUUUCCCGAGUUGAGGAUUAAGAGGGAUGAUCGUGGGAGUGAGGUGAUCGAUGGGUGGAAGGAGGAGGAGUUUGAGGUGCUGGGGUAUCAGCCGCAUAAGGCGAUCAAGAUGAAUAUGAGUGUUUAG
This is a messenger RNA of Aspergillus candidus, 2148 nucleotides long. Its product is annotated as tRNA-guanine(15) transglycosylase-like protein. The transcript has 8 exons. The coding region runs from base 1 to 2148 and encodes 715 amino acids. Lineage: Eukaryota; Fungi; Ascomycota; Eurotiomycetes; Eurotiales; Aspergillaceae. The record is from RefSeq and is a predicted model, not a curated record. Gene Ontology annotation, biological process: dTMP biosynthetic process. Gene Ontology annotation, cellular component: cytosol. Gene Ontology annotation, molecular function: thymidylate synthase activity; tRNA-guanosine(34) queuine transglycosylase activity.